UUCUUACGUUUUUGCUGCUGGGGACCCUGUUGGUACUUGUUUAUGAGACUCAAACAGACUCAUACCCUGAAUCCAUCCACUCAUACCAUGGGGAAGUUGAACAUUCAGAAGAUCAAAAGGCUUCACACACAAUUUUCUCACUGUUAAGAGGACGUUUGAAAAGUCAAAUGGGGAAUCUGUCACAAAAUUUACCACUAAGAUGUGAACGAAACACAACGAUGGCAAAUGUCUACGGCUUUGACUCCUUUUCUCCUAUGAUUCAAGACUUUCUCUACUAUCGUCACUGUCGCAGUUUCCCCAUAAUACUGGACCUUCCCAACAAAUGUGGAGGAGUUGAUGAGCCUGAGGACAUCUUUCUUUUGCUUGUUAUUAAAAGCUCUCCAACUAACUAUGAGCGAAGGGAGGUUCUGCGCAAGACCUGGGCUAAAGAGAGGUCAUAUAAGGGGAAGAUGAUUCGAAGAAUCUUUAUUAUAGGAACUAAUGGGACGGGUUUGGAGAAGGAGAGACUGAACAAUCUUGUCACACUGGAACAUAAACAUUACAAUGACAUCCUCCAAUGGGACUUCAAGGACUCAUUUUACAACCUCACUUUGAAGCAGAUACUCUUCCUUGAGUGGAUGGGCAGAUAUUGUUCGCAGGCUCGUUUCCUGCUGAAUGGUGACGACGACGUCUUUGCCCAAACUGACAACAUGAUUGAAUAUCUUCAAAGUCUUCAAGAUAAUGAUGGAAGUAAGCACCUUUUUACUGGCGAUCUGUUAAAAAACUCACUUCCUAUGAGAGACCCAUCGAGUAAGUAUUUCGUUCCACUUCUGAUUUAUGAAAAAGACGUCUACCCACCCUACUGUGGCGGUGGGGGAUUCCUUCUGUCAGGCUAUACAGCUUUAGUCAUUUACAAAAUGUCAGCACUGAUCCAAAUUCUUCCUAUUGAUGAUGUUUACAUGGGAAUGUGUUUGGCUGCAAUGAAACUUAAGCCUGACUCUCACAUGGGUGUGAAAACACUAGGAUGGUACAUUCCCUCCAAGAAAAUCGAUAUAUAUGACCCCUGUCACCUUAAAGAAUUACUUUUGCUUCACAAAUUCACCCCUAGAGAUAUAUAUUUCUUGUGGAAUGAAGUACACAAUGCAAAUCUGCAAUGUAGUGACAAAACCUCAACAAUAGUUAAGCCAAAUAAAACUCAAACCCUUUGAACAUGAAUUAUAAAAAGACUAAGGUAAUUGGUUAGCUAGAUAGCGGAACAGUGUAAUCCUGUUUUAUUUGACCAGUGAGCCAGCUAGCUACAUAUGCUAGCUGGCUAGCUAUGCUAGCUGGC
Molecule: messenger RNA, 1309 nt
Organism: Girardinichthys multiradiatus
Lineage: Eukaryota; Metazoa; Chordata; Actinopteri; Cyprinodontiformes; Goodeidae
Product: N-acetyllactosaminide beta-1,3-N-acetylglucosaminyltransferase 3-like
Exons: 1
Coding region: 168-1187 (339 amino acids)
Cellular component (GO): membrane
Molecular function (GO): hexosyltransferase activity
Source: RefSeq, a predicted model, not a curated record